CCUGUAUUUAUGUGACCAAUUUCAAUGAAAUUACUCCAUUAUCAUAAAUCUUUUUCAAAUCCAGACAGUGAUUAUGCACUCUAUUAGUCAAAUAAACUGGUACACUGUAAAAACGACAACUCAAAAUUGUUCACCUUACUAAGAUUUUUGCAUUCACUGACAAUAAAAUUGCUAGUUGGAACUUGAACUAUCUGUUGUAAGCCACUUGAACUCACUUUCAGACGUUUCUGAGGAAAAGUUCAUCUUAUUUUAUAAACUGAGUUGAGUUUAUUUUGAAGUUGUAGUUGAAACCCAGUUAGAGUGAGUUCAACUUAUCUGCGCAUGCUCAUUUGAAAUUUGUCAUGGCAACCGGCUGCGACGGGGUUUCCAAGGAUUUUCCCAGGAGCUCCCUGCGAAAGUUUGCGUCCACCACGAUGCCAGCGGUAACUUUCCCUGACGUCUUUGUCGAAGAGAAACAUUCCUUUUAACGGUUUUCUAUGAAGUGUCUCUUCUGCAGCUUUGCCAGCGCCAGUCAAGAGCGUCUGCUUAGGCACCAUCGGCUCAAGCACAGAAGAGGAGCUUACUGGCCGUGUGUUUACAGUGACUGUAUUUAGAGAUCCUGGAUCCAGAGACUUUGAACGACUACCACCCAUUGGCUGCAUAUCAAGUUGCUAGAACUUUGAUGGUGACCCCAAGGGCUUGGCUACUGCAGUAAAUUGAAAUGGCUUUGUUGCUUCUGGUCCACAUAAAUCCCAAACUCGUCCGUAAGAUUCGGCUGACCAAAGUUCCUGAAACUUUAGAGGAACUGUACAAUGAACUGCGUCACAAACUUGAACUUGUGGGUGAAUUCUGUAUACAGUAUGAAGACUCAGACUUUGGCCAGGCAGUUUGCAACCUGAUUGACAUAGCAGAGUUGCCUUCAGAAAAGGCUGUCUUGCAUAUUCUGUGGAGCAAUGAGGACAUGCCAUCACCACCACCUCCAACACCAACUCGGUCAUCCUCCAUCUCUUCCCUUGACACAGCCAUCAUUGGAUCUCCAGACUCAAUCCACAGCUUAUCUUCAGUUGUGCGGACAUAUAGGAGGAACGUUUCACAGUGGCCCACUCCGUUCCCAGUACCACAAUUCUCAUAUGAUGUUGAACUGAUACUCCGCAAGGGGAAUGACACAUUUGAAAUAUCAGGGAAGGGUUUACAUGUAACCAGAGAUGUGAAAAAAGAGAUUCUGGACAAGCUGGCACAAGAAAUAUUUUCUGUGAAAGCCUACCCUGAAAAACAUGAGUUCGAUUCUGUUGCCGCUGAACUUGUCAACAAACAUCCCUGCCUCAAAGAGCCUGGUGGUGGUACUGGAUAUGCGGGAUGGACAACCAGCAUAAAGUACAAGAUGGGGAACUACAGAUCAAAACUACGUCAAGCUGGAUGUAAUGAGGUUGGUGUCAACAGGAGAUCAAGAAGGGAGGAGGCAGAUGAUCAUGGUGUCAACAGGCGAAGAAGAGAUGAUGAUGAUGGGGAUGGUGGUCCGGAGGGAAGGUUUUCCUUGAAAAAACCAAAACGAGGUGAGGUCAACCAUGUACCAGAUCAUCCUGAAAGCCACACUGAGGAUGACUUGGAAGACCUGAGGUCUUCCCUGGUUGAAGCCAUGAAGAAGAAAAACAAGGACAUGGAGUUCAUCAGACAGAAGAUGGACAUCACAUUCUCCCUUAGGAGAAUGGAGAUUGUGGAGAUGGAGCCCAUGGUCUCAGAGGUUCUAGAGAGGUGGCCCGGUCUAUUUCUUGAAGAACAGAUUUGUCAAGAGUUCACUCGUGUGACCACAAAGGACCUGAUGGGAACAUUUAAAGCUGCCCUUGAGAUGUUCACCCCUCGUUUGCUGAAAUUGUAUCGUGCCAGGAAGGGCGCCUUUAGUCGAGAGAUGGAAACCCUUUUGGAAAUGCUUGACAAACAGACAUCUGACAUCACAAGUCAUCGCAGACAGGCAGCUGUGGAAGGUCUUCCCAUAUUUCUGCGGGAGAAUACUGAGAAGCUUUUCUCUAGAUGCCUGGCAACUGAUGCAGAUGACAAACAGAUGAAAGGCAUCAAGAUGGGGGUCCUCACAGUGCUUGAUGAUGAUAACGACGCAGUCAUUAAUAUUGCCCUUGUGUUGGAGGAAACCAUUGUCCUGAAAGACAUCCCAGACACCCCGACUGCCCUUGCGUAUCUUUUUGGCUUGCUUUAUGCCCUCAACAUGGAGUUCCCAAAAGACAUCAGGUAUACCUUUGAAACUAUCCAGCACAUUUUCAUGGAAAUGUCCACCGAUUGCUCACAGCGUGUCCGGAGCUUCAAGACCAAGCUGUUAAACCAGUGAUUCAUUUUCCAUGGGGAAGAUUUAUUUUAUAAUGUCUGUUCAUUUAUGUUUGGAUAUUUUGUAAGUCUACACAUAGACCACCUUAUAGUUUUUAUAUUGUUCCUUUAUUUUGACUAAAAACAAAUCUGUUAUUUUUAGCUGUCAUAUAACUGUCACGAGACUAUUGAUUGUUUCUCAGUAGAAGCAAGCUUUGUUUCAGCAUUGCCGUUAUAGUCUGCAUCUUUGCUGGUGUGGCAAGUGUCCAUGGGGAAGAUUUCUUUUAUCAUGUCUGUUCAUUUAUUAUGUUUGUAUAUUUUGUAAGUCUUAACAUAGACCACCUUAGUUUUUAUGUUGUUCCAUUUGAUUUCCCCAACUUAUCGACUUAUGUGCCUUAUUUGCUCUGUACACAAGUGCUAUAUUUGAAUUUGUUUUUAAAUUUAAAAACAAAUGUUUUAUGUGUAUCUGUCAUAUUGCUGUCAAGAGACUACGGUAUUGAUUGUUCAUUAGAAGCAAGCUGUGUUCCACCAUUACUGUUAUAGCCUGCAUGUUUGCAUUUUUGGCUAAUUUCAAAGUUCAGAAAGUUCAGAUAAUUUGGCUUUUUCAGCUGGGGAUUUAGACAAUUCUGUUCUUAGGCACUAUACAACUGUUUAUCGGUAAUCUUUGUCAAUAUUGCAUUAUUUGUAAGGUCUCAACAAGAGUCAGAAAGUAAAAAAUAAAACUGCCCAUAUUAUAGUACUGAAACCUGAUGUAUCUGAUUUGGGCAUAAGAUUACUUGUUUACAUUGUGGAAUUGUAAAGCUGUUUGUGCCAAAGUCGUUCAAAUAAACAU
Molecule: messenger RNA, 3124 nt
Organism: Megalobrama amblycephala (Wuchang bream)
Lineage: Eukaryota; Metazoa; Chordata; Actinopteri; Cypriniformes; Xenocyprididae
Exons: 7
Coding region: 701-2317 (538 amino acids)
Source: RefSeq, a predicted model, not a curated record